This is a messenger RNA of Morone saxatilis (striped sea-bass), 944 nucleotides long. RefSeq names its product merozoite surface antigen 2-like. Lineage: Eukaryota; Metazoa; Chordata; Actinopteri; Moronidae. The transcript is spliced from 5 exons. The record is from RefSeq and is a predicted model, not a curated record. Bases 360 to 944 code for a protein of 194 amino acids.
GGAAACCUGCAUCGAGACGUCAACACACACACUCACACUCACAGUCGCACACACACACACAUACAGAGUUCCUUCCAUCCAGCUGGGUUUCUCGCUGGGAGAUAUGCAGCCCAGUUCAUCGCCAGACAGACGGAUUUCACUCGCACCAACAUCUAUUUCUUUUGGAUGCCUCAGCAACAAAUUACUGAGUAAGCUGUGUCGAUCCGGAUGCCAAGGUGUGAAGGAAACAAGGAGACAAGGAAAUAAGGAAGGAGACAGACAUUCCAUCACAGCCCCCGUGGAGCUGCAGCCUGGGACGAGCCUACCGGCCGUGAUUUCUAAUCUUGGAGGGAAGGCAGACCAGAGAGGAGGACGCAGGUAUGCAAGGAAUGAGUCCGCUGAGAGGCUUCCCCUGGCUUUUGAUCUUCCUCUAUGCAGCAGCUGUGUGUGCAGGUGUGGGUGGUGCAAAGGUCGAAAAUGUGUCGUCAGAAAUCUGUCGUCAUCCAUGUGAGGAGCUGGUGGGCUUGCUCACUGAGAUCCAAGGCCUGCGGAUUGUGACCAGCAACCUGCUUGAAGACCUGGAGAGAGUAUCAAGAGAAAAUGAAGAGAUGCGCAUAUCUUUGGCUGAGCUGAGCAACAGCAAUAGCAACAGUGGCAGCAGCAACAGUGGUGGCCGUGGCAAUCGCCGUGGCCAUGGCAAUGGAAAUGGCAAAGGCAGAGGCAGAGGCAUAGGCAAUGGCCGUGGCCACGGCAAUGGAAAUGGCCACGGCAAUGGCAAUGGCAAUGGCAAUGGCAAUAGUGAACAUGGGCCACUGGCAAUGGUCACGGCAAAUGCUCACCGCAUGGCCACGGCAAUGGAAAUGAGCAAUAGCCAUGGCCACGGAAUGGCUACGGCAAUGGCAAUGGGCAAUGGCAAUAGCAUGGCCCACGGGCAAUGGCCAACUGGCAAUGGCAAGUGCAAUUAG